Molecule: messenger RNA, 9444 nt
Organism: Poeciliopsis prolifica (blackstripe livebearer)
Lineage: Eukaryota; Metazoa; Chordata; Actinopteri; Cyprinodontiformes; Poeciliidae
Gene: grid1b
Product: glutamate receptor, ionotropic, delta 1b
Exons: 18
Coding region: 392-3625 (1077 amino acids)
Biological process (GO): monoatomic ion transport; modulation of chemical synaptic transmission; synaptic transmission, glutamatergic
Cellular component (GO): postsynaptic membrane; plasma membrane
Molecular function (GO): glutamate-gated receptor activity; transmitter-gated monoatomic ion channel activity involved in regulation of postsynaptic membrane potential
Source: RefSeq, a predicted model, not a curated record
AGUGUGUGAUGUCUCAGACUCGGAGGUAGAGAGUCAGAGCUGCUCGUCCGGCGGAUCUUCACCUCUGAAACAAACCCCUGGUGUCUCCUGUCAUCCUCCCCCCUCUUCCCCUCUCACCUCCCCGGCUUUGCUCCUCUCUGGAGCCCCUGGAAGCUUCUCCCUGUUUUCUUUCUUCUCAUUCUUCUUCUUCUUCGUCUUCUUCUCUCUAAUCUCCUUCUUCAGCUCGACUUUGACCAACACUUUCUUCUGUGGGAUUUAGUUUUCUGCUCAUCACUCUCCACCAACACUCUCCGCCGCCGCUCCCGUUCAGGAUUUGCUCGCCAGUGAGAAGAAGAACCCCAAGAAUCGGCGAGGUGGAUCCGUGGAUGCGCCUCUGGGGCUCGAACUGGAGAUGGAAAUGCUGAUACUGUUAUUUCAUUCCUUGUGGAUAUUGCAGUGCAACACAGCGAGCGCCGACUCCAUCAUCCACAUCGGUGCGAUAUUUGAGGAGAACGCGGUGCGGGACGACGAGGUGUUCCAGCUCGCCGUGUCCGACCUCAGUCUGAGCGAUGACAUCCUGCACAGCGAAAAGAUCACGCAUUCCAUAAAGCUCAUCGAGCCCAACAACCCUUUCCAGGCGGUGCAGGAAGCCUGCGAGCUGAUGAACCAGGGCAUCCUGGCGUUGGUCACCUCGACGGGCUGCGCCUCGGCCAGCGCCCUGCAGUCCCUGACGGACGCCAUGCACAUCCCGCACCUGUACAUCCAGAGGAACGGCGACGGCUCCCCCAGGACGGCCUGCCAAUUCAACCCGAGUCCCGGAGGGCAGCGCUAUACGCUGGCAGCCCGGCCGCCCGUACGCCUCAACAACGUCAUGCUGACGCUGGUGGAAGAGCUGCGCUGGCAAAAGUUCAUCGUGUUUUACGACAUAGAGUACGAUAUCCGUGGCUUGCAGGGCUUCCUUGAUCAGACGUCUCGUCAGGGCGUUGAUGUUGCGUUACAGAGGGUGGAUAGGAACAUCAGUAAAGUCUUCACCAACCUGUUCACCACCAUGAGGACGGAGGAGCUGAAUCGGUACCGGGACACGUUGCGCAGAGCCAUCCUUCUGCUCAGCCCGCAGGGGGCGCACACGUUCAUCCAGCAGGCUGUGGAAACAAAUUUGGCCUCCAAGGACAGUCACUGGGUGUUUGUAAAUGAGGAAAUCAGCGACACGGAGAUCCUGGAGCUCACCCACAGUGCACUGGGGCGCAUGACUGUGAUCCGACAGAUUUUCCCCCUCUGGAAGGACAGCAGCACCCGGUGCAUGAGGCAGAACCACCGGAUCUCGUCGCUGCUGUGCGACCCACAGGAAGGAUACCUGCAGAACCUGGAGGUCUCCAACCUCUACCUGUACGACAGCGUGCUGAUGCUGGCCAACGCUUUCUACAGGAAACUGGAGGACAGGAAGUGGCACAGCAUGGCGAGCCUAAACUGCAUCAGAAAGUCGACCAAGCCAUGGAACGGUGGCUGGUCGAUGCUGGAGACCAUUCAGAAGGGAAACAUCACAGGUCUGACAGGAAUCAUGGACUUUAAGGAGAGCGGCUCAAACUCCCACGUUCAGUUUGAGAUCCUCGGCUCCAGUUUCAGUGAGACGUUUGGCAAAGACAUCAAAAGGCUGGCGACGUGGGACUCUGUUCACGGGCUGAACGGCAGCCUGAAGGAGAGUCGCAUCGAGAACGGGAUGCAAGGGAUGACGGUUAAAGUGGUCACUCUGUUGGAGGAUCCUUUCGUCAUGGUGGCAGAAAACAUCCUCGGGCAGCCCAAGAGAUAUAAGGGAUUCUCCAUCGACGUCCUGGACGCCCUCGCAAAGAUCCUGGGCUUUAAAUAUGAGAUCUACCAGGUCACAGACAGCAAAUACGGCUCUCAGCUUCCCAAUGGCUCCUGGAAUGGGAUGAUUGGGGAUCUCAUCAACAAGAGAGCCGACCUCGCCGUGUCAGCCAUUACCAUCACACCGGAGAGGGAGAACGUGGUGGACUUCAGCAAGCGCUACCUUGACUACAGCGUCGGCAUCCUGCUGCGAAAACCCGAAGAGAAGAUCAACAUCUUCUCCCUGUUUGCGCCAUUCGACCUGGCCGUGUGGGCCUGCAUUGCAGCCGCCAUCCCGGUGGUGGGAGUGCUCAUCUUCCUGCUCAACAGGUUGCAAGCUCUGCGCUCCUCCUCGUCCUCCCAGAAUGCACCGCCGGGCCAUCUGUCCAACGGAGUGGGCUCGGGCACGCUGCACAGCGCCAUCUGGAUUGUUUAUGGUGCAUUUGUUCAGCAAGGAGGUGACGGCAUGGUCGGCUCGGUGGCGCUGCGGAUCGUCAUGGGCAGCUGGUGGCUCUUCACGCUCAUCGUGUGUUCGUCGUACACGGCCAACUUGGCAGCGUACCUGACCGUGUCACGCAUGGACCACGCCAUACGGUCAUUCCAGGACUUGGCGAGACAGAUCGACGUGGAGUACGGCACCGUGAGAGACUCCGCCGUCUACGACUACUUCAGGAAUAAAGGCACAAACCCUCUGGAGCAGGACAGCACGUACGCAGAGCUGUGGAGAACCAUCAGCAAGAACGACGGCAUGGACUACUCCGUGUCCAGCCCAUCAGAAGGCAUCCGCAAGGCAAAGAAGAGUCCUUACGCUUUCCUGUGGGACAUGGCAGUGUUGGAGUAUGCAGCGCUGACGGAUGACGACUGCACCAUCACGGUUUCAGGAAACAGCAUGAGCAGCAAGGGCUACGGCAUCGCCAUGCAGCACGGCAGCCCAUACAGAGACCUCUUCUCUCAGAAGAUCUUGGAGCUGCAGGAGAAAGGCGACCUGGACAUCAUGAAGCAGAAGUGGUGGCCUCGCACCGGCCGCUGCGACCUCAGCAGCCACGCCAGCACCCAUCCCGACGGCCGCUCCCUCAAGCUGCACAGCUUCGCUGGCAUCUUCUGCAUCCUGGCCGCCGGCCUCUUGCUGGCCUGCCUGGUGGCGGGCCUGGAAGCAUGGUGGAACAGCAACCGCUGCCGGCAGGAGCAGCCCAAAGAGGUCACUAAGGAUUACAGACUGGCAAGGGUUUCUGGUCCAUUGACAUAUAAUGACAUUACAACUGCUUCAUCGGAGGGGAGGAGGGACAUUUGGACAGACAGAGAGAGAGGCUGGGAUGAAGCAGAAGCAAUUGAUACAGGACAAGGAGGUGAAUCUGGAACAGGUGCAUCGUCGUAUGAACAGUCUUUUGGACGAGGACUUGGCCCACAAGCAGAUCCCCGGUCCCUCUAUCGAGAUCUCUGCGCUGGACAUCGGCAGCAUGCAGCCCAGCCAGGCCUCUCUGGUUCCGGGGCCGGAGUCCGUGCGGGACUACCCGCCCUCGGCCCUCACUGUGACCACCUACCUGCCCGGGGAGGGACCCCCACCUCCCCCUCUUCCCCACCCUCACCAUGGGGGGACCCUAGGCAGGACACUGCCCCCGUCCCAGGGCCCUGGCAGCACCACGUUGCCCCUGCACCACCCUCUCAGCAGCACCAGCCUCAGCGGCACCAUGCAGUGCAAACACCGGGCUCCCAACGGGGGGCUCUUCCGGCAGAGCCCUGGCAAGACACCCAUGCCAAUGUCCUACCAGGCAGUCUCCGCAGGACCCAUACCCGAAGCCAUUGAUCCCACCCACAGUACAUCCAUAUAGAGACAGGAUGGGACGGGGGUGGAAGGGUGUGGGUGGCGGCCGCUCUGGACUUUACCCAGAUCGGCAUGGGAGGUGGGUUGGGCAGCCUUAGAAGGGAAAAACAUGUAUAAAUUAAAAACAUUUUGUAUCCUGUCAUCCGUUCAGAGAAUACGUUUAAAAGAGGAAAAAAAAUGGGUGUAUGUGGGGUUUGUGGGGCAUGAGGGAUGGGGAGGGGACCGGGGCGAGCAGACGGGUUCUGGACGGGCUGUAAUUUUUUUCUGUACAUAUCUGUAAAUAUCGAGACAAUGAGUGAGGUCAAAGUGUAUUUUGAAUAUUCUCAAUUUUUGAAGUUGAGUUAUAAAACGCAAAAAAGAUAAAAAAUCUAUAUCUAUACAUUGAUGAAACGUUCUGACUGUUUGAAUGGCUUUGUAAAUUUUGUUCAAUUAAAAACAAUGACGCGGAUUUCAUCGUGAUUGUUUUCUAAGUGCCGAAAUUAAACGAUGUCUCUUGCCACAACUCAUCAGUGUAAACGACUACCCAUGAUGCAUUGCUCUAGGGGACGUUGUAGUGUUGGACACCCACUGUUAUGCACCUCUGUACCAAACCUAUAUCCAGUAGACCUUCAGACGCAUCGGACAUAAAUUGUCACUUUUCCCCCUUUUGUGUUACUAUAAAAUAGACUUGUUUUUUUUAUUUUUUUAUUUUUAUUAGGCCUUCAAAGCAAAGCGCAGCGAGCGAAGGCCUAUUUUUUAAAAUUGUCUUUUCAUUUCAAAGCCGAGGUCGACAUCUGUCUUUUAUUUGUUACAUCCACUGUAAACGGUUUUUGUAUGUUUUUGUUUCACACCGUUGAAUUUAUUGUUUAUAUGGACAUUUUCUAUUUGUCGUCACUUUAGAAAAAGAUGAAUGAAAGGAAUAGUAGAGCAAGAAGGUGAAGACUGCAGGCUGUGAUCACACCGACGCUGCCUGUAAUCCGAGGGAGAACUUCGACUUUAUCGCUGUUAGACGUUGAGUCCUAAUUUGGGUUUUUACGAUAUAAACACGAAAAUUUCCUCUUCAAAUGGAAUAUAUCCAGCUCUGACUUGUUUACAGUUGUGCUGAUUGGGUUUAUCGAAGCUAACUGACUUUAUGUUUCCUCAGUUCCGAUUUUGACUGAUUGCUAUUUCUUUUUUUUCUUUCCUUCUACAAACUGACCUCGGUUCCCUAUCCUACAAAACAAAGGAGACGGUGCUUGAUACAAAAAGCAGAAACUGAUCACAAUUGAUGCAUAAAUGUACAUGCCUCAAACUUUCAUCCUUUCUUUUACUCAAAUGCCCAUAAAUGAAGAUGGUAUAUUCCAAUAAUACUUCUCAAUUUUGUUGCACUUAACCAGUGGAGCAAGGAAGUCAGUUUUUUUCAGUAUUUCACCAAGAAGUACCUGACAAUUAGCACCUCCCUACAUUUUUUAAUAGGAUAAUCUGCUAAAGCAAAAAGUACUAUCCAAACUUAUAAAUAUAACUUUUUUGUUGUUGUUUCUAAUCCCAGUAAGCAGCUAACAACCUGACUUGAUAAUCAAAUGUAACCAUCGGCAAUCUGAUGUUUUUCAACAUGUUUCUACCUUUUUAAGAAGGUUUUACCAUCUUGUGGCGACAGCCAAAUUCAAACUAAAAAUAAAUGACUAUAUCCACUUUAGUUUUCCCCAAUCCGAGGCCUAAGCAGCUGGAGUCCUGAAUGUUUUGGAUGUUUCCCUAAUUCAACAAUCCCACUUCAAAUGAAUAGUUUAUUAAUGGGUCUCUGCAGAACUCGACGACAAGAUGAGAAGACAGUUGGAUCCUGCUGGGCUUCUGCCCCUGAGGACUGGAAUGGGAUUUUUUUGAUAUAAAUGCUUUAACACUAUUCCUGCAUUUAUUUAGGUUUUGAUACAUCGGCUUAUCCUAGCUGGUUAUCAGGCUAUCUGCUCUGGUAGGGCUGUCAGUCAGCUGCUAGGAGGUUCCUAAUUAUUGUUUAAUAUUACUUUAAACAAUACGAAGACCCUGCAAUACCUUGUUAUCAGUGAUAGGACCAUGUCUAACACUUAUCCAGUAGUGAUUUAAAAAUUUUUACAUUUUCAUUCAUCUAACUGAAUUUCAAAGAAUAACAAAGAACUUUCGUUAUUCUAAGAAAAUCCAUCAUCAGCAUUCUUGAGGCCAUAUGAAAAACUAUCGAAUUAAAGCUACACACUUUUCCAAACUUCCCAGACGUUGAAAGACAAAAGAAAAAGAAAGAAACAUGGCAUUUUCUUUUUAAUUGGAAGAAGUUUAAUUUCAGCCAUUAAGAACCGACACAGUUUGGGUCGGUCCAUAAAAUGUUGCAGGUGAUCAGCAACGCAGACAAAAAGCCCAUUUCUGUCAACUGAAACUUGGAUGAAUUUUUUUUUUCUUCCUGAUCAAAUUGAGCUGGAACACAAUUCCAAACCCAGUUAUGCCAAAGCUUGCAGAAAACGACCUGAUCUCGAAUUAUUAUGCAAAAGUAACAGACAACAGUUGCUAGUGUGAGCGCAGCCUAAGAGUCUCUCACCUUUAGCUUAGUGUAAUUAACCAGAAUAUUAAAAUGAUAUAAAUAUUUUUUUUUUCAACCAGAAAAGUUAUUGUCACUUGUAUUGAGCUUUUUCUCAGUAGUCAUCAGGAGGGAGGGCAAAAUGACCGAGGCCUCAUAUUCCCCCAAGUCAUUCCUAAUGAGGUCCAUUAUCACCUGAGGGGAUGACGGAGGGCGUCAUUAUCCAAAGUGCAAUCACAGGCUCACGAUGGAGGCGAUUCAGCAGGUGCCAAAGCCCAGCUACUCGUAAAACAGAGGAAGUUUCACCACGUUUGCCGAAUGUUUUUUUUUCUUUCUUUCUUCUUCUCCCUCCUCAGAAUAUUAUAACGAGCCUUGAAAGAAAACUGUUUAAAAGGAAAUCUAAAGCCCACACUUCACCCCGGCAUUUUUGCUGUCAUAAGUGCGAUUAAUGUGCAUUUAUAGGCCUAAUGAGUUUUGACUUCAUUUUCAUUUGCCAGAGUGGGCUGUUUGGAAGCCUGCUGAUCGCUCACGGUAGAGUUUUCAGGACAUUAACAGCCAGAAAGCGGCACGGAGCAGACCGACUCGCCUUUGACGGGUUCCCAUUCCUCACGCACUAAUGCGGAAAAGAAGAAGUAAAGAGACUUUGACUUGCAGGAACGAAGAGCCUCCUUUCUGGAGAUGGGACAUCAGGUUUGAUUUUUGUUUUUUUCUCCUGCAGAAAGUAGAUGUAACCCACAAUCUAAAAUCAAGACGUUCUAUGUUUUGCUGAUGAUACUGAUGUUAUUUAAACUGCUUGUUUCUUUUUGUGUUGUCUCCACUUAUCCACCUUGACAAGGACGAAGAUUGCAGAUGGAUUACUGUAGAAGCCGUUUUGUAUCUAAGCAAUUGGGGUUUUCUAAGAAACGUACUGCAUCACUUUACUCUUUUUGCUGGAAGUUCCUUCAUCAAUACAAACACACUCUCAAGCCCAAAUGGAGAGAAAUUCUCAAAACGAUUUUGAAUUUAGUCAAAAAAUUAUAAUAAUAAUAACAAUUACAAUCAUGUCUGAAAUGUGGCUAUUCAAAACCUGUGCAUUCUACUGAUUAAACUGAAUUUAUCAGCUACAUUAAAGAUGACCAGAUCAGAGCAAGGUCAAGAUGCCAUCAUAAAAAAGUAAGAUAGCAUGCACUUCAAACCAUACGUGUUCACAAAUCAGAACUAGUGUGGUAAUAUUGAGAUGAAUGCAAAACAAACUGUUUCAGAAAUGUGUUUAGGAAAACAAGCGAGGUGGUGUAAAGGUACUGCUGAUGAUGACUCACAAUUUGAAAAGAAAAUACUUUUAAUCACCAACGUAUCUCCUUUUGUACAUGAGCCACUUGAGCCUCCCAGACAAGCCCAUCCUCUUAUUUAAACUAUAAUGAACUCCUGCCUCGCCCCAGUUCAGUAUAUUCUGUAAAACUUCAAACUACUGGUGGAAACUUUGCAAGUUUGAUGAUUGUUUUCCUAGGGGUUGUCAACACAUUUAGAAGAAAGCUUAGGAAGCUGAACUACCGAGAAAAAAGAAGAAUCAAGGGAUUUCUCACUAGGAUAUCAAAGCAGAUUUUUGUAUCCUUGGUGUCCCUGAAAGUUAAAUUAUUCACACAGGGAAAAUACCAGAUCUGUCUUCACUGUAUCUCUCUAAAAGAAGCUUUAAGUCCUUGUCGUCUUUUUUCUUCCAUUUCAUCUGCCACAUUCUUCUCACAAUCUGGGUGCAACUUGGCUGGGAUUAUUCAGAGACCCACACCCGACCUGAGCAAAACGUUUACGUCUCGCAGACUCUGCGAUGGAGUAGACUCAGGUGUAAUUUAGGUCACAACUACAAAUAUUGAAUUCCAUCAUUCUACUAAGAGAGACAUUAUUCCUAAAUAGAGAACAUUUGAACAAUCGGCCAUGUUCCCAAGAACAAACAUCAAGGAAUUGAGGCUUGUGUUGAACGGUUGAAGACCUAUCUGCAACUUUCCUUUGAGCAGAGAAGGCCAAAGUAGAGAUGUUUCACUGUAACUCACUUCACCAUCUCUAGAGGAAACAAACCACUGCAUAACAGCACUGUGGCAGACAGGAUGUGGGACUUCUCUUACAGCCACAGGCCUUCAGCACUUCACAGUUGAUGGCUGAACCAUGAACUCUGCUGUGCACCAGUGUGUUCUAGAGUCAGAUGUAAGGCCAUCUGUCUGUCAGGUGAAGCCUGAUCCAAACAUGGUCAACAUGUUUGGAUCAUGAUGACCAAACAUGAUUAACAUGUUUGGCAUGUUAAUCAUGCCAAAGACAAAACAAAACAGAAUGGCCAAAACACAAGAAUAGAGAGGUGUUGCUGUGGCUCAGUCAAAGUCUAGACCUCAACCUGUUUGAAACAUAAUUGUGGGAGGUUUAGAGAGGUCGACUAAGCACAAAAGAAGAGUGGGGCACAAAUCAGACAGAAAAUCAAAGUUAUUGGUGUCUAAAAUGAUUCUGUAAACUGUUAAGUCAGAGUGAACACAGAGCUUCCACACAGUGCUUUAAUGAUCUGGUUUGUUUUCUAAAUAAUUAUGAAAUUACCUAAUGUGUUGUUAAUCUGAAGUGGUAUCAAUCUAAUUUUAAGGUGUGACAAGGAGCAAAUGAGAAAUUUAUGUGCCGGAAAACAUGUCAUAUUACAGUCUGAUAACCUCGUAGUACGAAUGUAACUGAAAUUAAUCGAGGGUUAUUGUGGUGAUUUAGAACUAAAAUAAGAUUUUAGUUUUAUCAUUAUCUUAUCAUCUCUUCUUUGAACUCAGAUUGUGAUGAGUUGCAGAAGCACGUAAAAAUUGGGGGAUUCAUCAUGUUCAGCUUUUUACUCAUUUCGUUAUAUUUUGUGCCGAUUAGAUAUCCAUGAAUAUUUUCAAAUAUUAGAAAAGUGAGUACUUCUUCAUUUGCAAGGGCAGAACGUGUACGAUGCAUAUCACUGUGCUAAAGUGGAUCCGUCAAAGUGGAUCCACGUGUUUUUAUCCGCCAGAAGGACUUCAACUCCCGUCCAAACAGACUCUACAUUGAUGUUUUCUAUGGGUGUCAGUAGUUGAUCUUGUGUUUCGGUUUGCUUUCCAAUCUGUGCUUCACGUCCUGACUGAGUGGAGACCCUGAGGUUACGGUUGGUCAGAUACGCAGAGGUGGAUUUUAUGUUCAAACUCCAGCGCCCUGAAUCGAGAUGAUGACACGAACUGUUAACGCUGAUCGUCUGUCACGAGUCCAUCUCUGUGGGAAAUCCUUAUUUUAUUUAUGAAUAUGCUGCUUGGAGUUUCUUAAUCUUUAAUAAAGAAAUAUGGUUUACACAUUU